Messenger RNA from Ruditapes philippinarum (Manila clam), 589 nucleotides. RefSeq lists its product as uncharacterized. Gene Ontology annotation, molecular function: sarcosine oxidase activity; flavin adenine dinucleotide binding. The transcript has 5 exons. The coding region runs from base 74 to 589 and encodes 171 amino acids. NCBI's taxonomy places the organism in Eukaryota, Metazoa, Mollusca, Bivalvia, Venerida, Veneridae. The record is from RefSeq and is a predicted model, not a curated record.
CCUUUUAAUUUAGUUUAAAUAGUCGACUUCUCCAAUGUGUUUAUAUAAUAUCAUUGUUUAAUAUCAUAAAACAAUGUAUGACUUGUGUAUUAUUGGAGCUGGAAUGAUUGGGUCGGCUGCUGCCCGGCAUGCAACAGUCACUUCCGGUCUAAACACGUGUUUAAUAGGACCAACAGAACAAAAGGAUAGAGGCUCUGAUAAGACUAGCGGAAUUGAUGGUUCCUAUUUUGACGAGGGUAGAAUAACACGAUGUAUGGAUAAAGAUGUCGUGUGGGCAACUUUAGCACGAGAAUCAAUCCAGCGCUACAGGGACCUCGAACAACAGUCUGGUAUAAAGUUUUAUCACGAAGUUGGAAAUCUAAUGAUAGGAGGAAGAUCUUAUUUGAAUAAGACCGAUGAAGUAGCGUCAAGAAAUGCGAUUCCUACCAGAAGCUUGGUUGUGGUGGUGACGACGGUUGUGGUGAGAUUGUUUGAUAAAGAGGAGGAGGAGGUGGGAUGGAGGAAUGGGAGUGACGGGAUUGCUUUCGUCUCCUAUGUGGGAUUAGUUAUCGGUUACUUGCGGAGUAAUCCAUCGGGAAAGCCCGGUUAG